Molecule: messenger RNA, 2098 nt
Organism: Tilletiopsis washingtonensis
Lineage: Eukaryota; Fungi; Basidiomycota; Exobasidiomycetes; Entylomatales
Product: alkaline phosphatase-like protein
Exons: 4
Coding region: 274-1992 (572 amino acids)
Biological process (GO): dephosphorylation
Cellular component (GO): fungal-type vacuole membrane
Molecular function (GO): alkaline phosphatase activity
Source: RefSeq, a predicted model, not a curated record
GAGAGCUGCACGCGCUGCAGCGGUGGCGGCACUGUGCCUCCAGGAACGGCCGAGAGGAGCGGCAUAGCGCACGCAGCAGCGGCCCUUGCACGUUCCAUCGCGCGCCGCUGCUCCUGAGCGGUGGCGGAUCUUCUAGCGCGGACAUCUCGGCGGCAUCGCCGGCGCCGGGCGUCGUGCGACAUUCGCAGCCGGUCGCCGAGCCUUGUUCGCUUAUAAGCGCUCGCCGCGGAUGCAUCUAUCUCCCACACCCCAGCAACACCUCAACACUCCGCGAUGCAGCUCAGCAACUCGCUCCUCCAGCUCUCGCUCAUCCUCACCGCCGCUGCUUCGGCGGUGCAGGCGGCGCCCGGCCGCGGCAAGAACGGCCACGGCCAGAAGAGCGUCAUCCAGCUCAUCAGCGACGGCUUCGGCCCGGCGUCGGAGACGUUCGCCCGCAGCUUCGUCCACGCCCGCGACGGCCUGCCGUGGAACACGACGCUGCCGCUCGACCGCCACCUCGUCGGCACGAUCCGCACGCGCUCCACCGACUCCCUCGUGACCGACUCGGCCGCAUCAGCAACCGCCUACUCAUGCGCAGUCAAAAGUUUCAAUGCCGCCAUCGGCGUCGACGUCGACUCGAAGCCGUGCGGCACGGUGCUCGAGGCUGCGCACGAGCUCGGCUACUCGACGGGCCUCGUCACCACGAGCCGCAUCACGCAUGCCACGCCCGCCUCGUACGCCGCCCACACGCCCGACCGCGACGACGAGAACCUGAUUGCCGUGCACGAGCUCGGCGGCACCGUGCUCGGCCGCCGCGUGGACCUCAUGUGGGGCGGCGGCCGGCGCCACUUCCAGCCCAACACGACGACGGGCUCGUCGCGCAAGGACUCGCGCGACCUCAUCGGCGAGGCGCAGGCCGCCGGCUGGGCCGUCGCGCUCAACCGCUCCGCGUUCGACGCCUUCAACAACGGCAGCGCCGUCAAGAUGCCCUCGCUUGGCCUCUUUGCCAGCAGCCACAUGGCCUACGAGCUCGACCGCAACGCCACCGCCGAGCCCAGCCUCACCGAGAUGGCCAUCGCCGCGCUCAACGCCCUCGAGAAGGCCGGCAAGCCCUUCUUCAUCAUGAUCGAGGGCGCCCGCAUCGACCACGCCGCGCACAACAAUGACCCCAUCGGCCACAUCUACGACAUCUUGGAGUACAACAAGAUGUUCGAGGCCGUCACCGCAUGGGUCUCCAAGCGCGAAAGUGACGAUAUCGCGUUGAUCAGCACCAGCGACCAUGAAUGUGGUGGACUGACGUUGGCUGAGCAGCGCCCCGAGGACAGCGAGGCGCUCUACGGCUGGAUGCCGGACGUCUUAUUCGGAGCCAAGCACACCACCGAGUUCCUCGCCAACGAGUACGCGGCGUACGUCAAGAAGGCGAACCGCACGGACACGGAGCUGCGCGAGCAGAUGGUCCGCGAGAUCGAUCAGCUCGGCCUGAGCGACGUCCAGGACGACGAGGUCGACCGCGCAGUGCUCAUCGCCAAGAACGACAAGACGGGCUAUGCGCUGCCGGUCUUCCUCGCCUCGCUCGUCAACUGGCGUGCGCACCUUGGCUGGAGCACGACGGGUCACUCAGGGGUGGACGUCAACCUUUACGCUUACCAUGCCAACCCGAAGAAGCAGGCCUCGUACACCAAGGCGAUGCUCGGCAACCACGAGAACACCUGGAUCGGCCAGUGGACUGCGCAGCACCUCGGUCUCACCGCCAAGAUGGCCGAGCUUACGACGAAGCUCAACAACGGCACGCAGCACGUCGCCGGCUCCGGCUCGGCCAACAAGACGACGGUCAUCGACCGCUACCACGCCGGCACCAAGCACAUCCUGCCCGCCUACCAGCCGCCGGCCGCCAAGCGUGCUUGGGGCCUUUCGCAUGCGGAGAACGAUUUUGUGUUUGGCUCUGAGCGUCGGGCCGCGAUGGAGGAGCGCUCGCACGCCGCUGCCAAGCGCCAGGCGCACCGCGACCUCUGAGCCGCCGCGCUCCCACGCCAUGCCGUCUGCUCUCACGCCAUGCCGUCUGCUCCCGCGCCGUGCCCCUAGACCGCUCCGCACCGGCUGCCUCAGACACGCACGCAAU